AUGCUUUCUGUUCCUAUCACUUUCAGCAGACGCCUCAGCUUCUAAUCCAGCACAGAGAGGAUCACAGUGUGCAUUAUGAUUUAUACCAACAUUACCAUCUUUCACCCUGCAGUUUUUGUCCUACUUGGCAUCCCUGGGUUGGAGGCUUAUCAUAUUUGGUUGUCUAUACCCAUUUGCCUCAUGUAUGUCACUGCAGUCCUGGGAAACAGCAUCCUUAUAAUGGUCAUCAUCAUAGAGCAUAGCCUUCAUGAGCCCAUGUAUUUCUUCCUCUCCAUGUUGGCUAUUACAGACAUCCUGCUGUCUACUACUACUGUGCCCAAGGCCCUGGCCAUCUUUUGGCUUCAUGCCCAUGACAUUGCUUUUGAUGCCUGUGUCACCCAAGUGUUCUUUGUCCACACAAUGUUUGUGGGAGAGUCAGCUAUCCUGUUAGCCAUGGCUUUUGACCGCUUUGUGGCUAUCUGUGCACCCCUGAGAUAUACAACAGUGCUAACAUGGCCUGUUGUGGGAAGGAUUGCUGUGGUUGUUGUCAUUCGAAGUUUUUGUAUCAUCUUUCCAGUGAUCUUCUUGCUGAAGCGUCUGCCGUUCUGUCGAACCAACAUUGUUCCUCAUUCCUACUGUGAGCAUAUAGGAGUGGCCCGCUUAGCCUGUGCUGACAUUACUGCUAACAUCUGGUAUGGCUUCUCAGUGCCCAUUGUCAUGGUCAUAUUGGAUGUGAUCUUUAUUACUGUGUCUUAUUCAUUGAUCCUCAGAGCUGUGUUUCGUUUGCCCUCCCAGGAUGCUCGGCACAAGGCUCUUGGCACUUGUGGGUCCCACCUUUGUGUCAUCCUUAUGUUUUAUGUUCCAUCCUUCUUUACUUUAUUGACACACCGCUUUGGGCAUAACAUUCCCCGACAUGUUCAUAUCCUGCUAGCCAAUCUUUAUGUGGUGGUACCACCAAUGCUCAACCCCAUUGUCUAUGGUGUGAAGACUAAGCAGAUCUGGGAAAGUGUAUCCCAUUGGUUCUUUAAUAUCAAGAUUUGGUGCUGUUCCUCUGCUUUGGACCGAUAGAGCCCCAUGAAUCUUCAUGCCCAGCUUCA
Messenger RNA from Castor canadensis (American beaver), 1076 nucleotides. It is a transcript of the gene Or52b2, whose product is annotated as olfactory receptor family 52 subfamily B member 2. Gene Ontology annotation, cellular component: plasma membrane. Gene Ontology annotation, biological process: G protein-coupled receptor signaling pathway. Lineage: Eukaryota; Metazoa; Chordata; Mammalia; Rodentia; Castoridae. Gene Ontology annotation, molecular function: G protein-coupled receptor activity; olfactory receptor activity. The record is from RefSeq and is a predicted model, not a curated record.